Molecule: messenger RNA, 804 nt
Organism: Trichomonas vaginalis G3
Lineage: Eukaryota; Parabasalia; Trichomonadida; Trichomonadidae
Product: protein ubiquitination
Exons: 1
Coding region: 1-804 (267 amino acids)
Biological process (GO): protein localization to ciliary inversin compartment
Cellular component (GO): ciliary inversin compartment
Molecular function (GO): protein binding
Source: RefSeq, a predicted model, not a curated record
AUGGAUACAUUAGAUUUUCAUGUUUCGAUAUCAGAAUUCUGCCAAUCAAUCAAAGGAUUAACAGUAACGGCCGAGGAAUGCACCCAAAUUAUAAAAACUGCUUUAGAGCAUUAUCAGAAUAAUGCUUUACUUAUCCUCUCAUAUCUAAAUGUCUCAAAUUUAACCUUACAAUCGUUAAAUUCGAUAUUUAUGUUGUUUUCUUCGAAUUUUUUAAAAAAUUCUUCAUCAAUUAUCGAAAAUGCAAUUCAGAAAAUAUCACAACUAUCUAAUUCUGUUGAAACACUCAAUUAUAUCAUAGACAAAACAAUAGUUCCAGACCAAGCAUUUCUCAAUUCUCUCAAGAAAAAUGAUUAUCAAAUUUCGGAUUUUUUACUAGAAAAAUAUCCAGAUCUUUUAGAAAAAAAGGAUGAAAAUGAUUACACCCCACUAAUUCUUGCAUCUGAAAAUGGUAAUAUUAAUACGAUAAAAUAUCUCCUUAAAAAAUCUGCAAAUGUCCAUGCCAAGAAUUGCUAUCAAUCUACGGCCCUUCAUAGAGCUUGUGCAAAUGGAUAUGUUGAAAUAAUUGAUUUAUUGUACCAAAAUGGAGCAAAUAUUGAAGAAACUGAUGACGAUGCACUUAGACCAUUACAUUACUGCAUAUUGAGGGAUAAUGAUGAAGCACUUCGUAAAAUCUUGGAAUUAAAGGCGGAUCCAUUAGCUAAAAAUAAAAGAGGUGAAACUCCAGCUCAAAUGGCCGCCAGAUGUAAAUCUUUACGAUGCUUAGAAAUUCUAAAUUCUCUUCCUCAAUUAAAAAUUUCAGAAUAG